Eptesicus fuscus (big brown bat) is the source of this 1404-nucleotide messenger RNA. RefSeq names its product beclin 2 (gene BECN2). The transcript has a single exon. Lineage: Eukaryota; Metazoa; Chordata; Mammalia; Chiroptera; Vespertilionidae. The coding region runs from base 100 to 1404 and encodes 434 amino acids. Gene Ontology annotation, cellular component: phosphatidylinositol 3-kinase complex, class III, type II; phagophore assembly site; phosphatidylinositol 3-kinase complex, class III, type I. The record is from RefSeq and is a predicted model, not a curated record. Gene Ontology annotation, biological process: autophagy; autophagosome assembly; cellular response to nitrogen starvation.
AAACUCCCCUCCCUAAAGGCCCUGACCAAGUAUAAACGGAGGAGGAACACGGGAGCCAGGGGAAAGUUGGGAGUCAAGGGGAAAGUCCAGACCUCCACCAUGGCCUCCAUCUGCUUCAUCUGCCAUUUCUGCCGCCGGCCCCUGAAGCUGACUCAGUCCUCGGAGACCUCGGGCCUCGACCUCAGCCAAGAACCUGCAGCUUCGAACUUCCCCUCGGCUCGGGGGGACCCCGGAGACACUCGGGAGGGAGGCUCUGCCUCCAGCGUGGAGCCGGACCUUGAAGAGCUGCAGGGCAGUGACUCCAGCUGGGCCAUCCCUGGUGAUGGCGAGCUGUCAGGGGACGGCCCCAACACCUUCACCCUGCUCGGGAAGCUGGCCUCUGGGAGGACCCUCAGCAGCAUCCAGAGGGCCGCGACGGGCCUCUGUGACAUCCUGUCCGGUGAAGGGCUGGACCACCCGCUGUGCGAGGACUGUACUGACAGUUUCUUGGAGCAGCUGGACAGCCAGCUCAGCAUCUCGGAGUGUGACAGUCAGACCUACCAACGCUGCUUGGAGACCAGGGAUGGAUCAGGUGAGGACGCGAGGGAGACCCUGCAGCGGGAGCUGGAGGUCCUGGAGCUGGAGGAAGCGAGGCUGGCCCAGGAGCUGGAGGAGGUGGAGGAGAACCGGGACAGGGCAGCGGUGGCCUGGCAGGCAGCCCGGGCAGAGACGGAGACGCUGGAGCAGCAGGAAAGGCAGUGCCACAGGGACCUCGGUGAACUGCAGUGGCAACAGCUGGAACUGCGGGACGAGCUGUGGAGCCUGGAGCACCGGCUGCGGCACGCCCAGACCCAGCUGGCCUGGCUGAAGAGAACCAAUGCCUUCAAGGCCGCGUUUGAGAUCGGCUGCGACGGCCCCAUUGCCAUCAUCAACAGCUUCAGGCUCGGCUGCACCCCCACCGUCCCUGUGAGCUGGGGGGAGAUCAACUCAGCCUGGGGGCAGGCGGCCUUGCUGCUCGUGGGCCUGGCUCACACAGUGGGUCUGCAGUUUCAGAGGUACCAGCUCAUCCCCCGCGGAGACCACUCCUACCUGCAGGCACUGACCGAGGACCCCGUGGACCUGCCCUUGUUCUGCACCGGCGGGAAGAGCUCCCUCGUGGACAGCAAGUUUGACCAGGCCAUGGCGGCCUUCCUGGACUGCAUGCAGCAGUUCAAUGAGGAGGCCAAGAAGGGCGAGCCGAGUCUCUUUAUGCCCUACAGGAUCCACGUGGCGCAGGGCCUGAUGGAGGACACAGGAUCCCGUGAAUUCCACUCCAUCAGAACCCACCUGAACAGGGAGGAGCGGUGGACAAAGGCCCUCAAGCUCAUGCUUACAAAUUUUAAGUGGAGUCUGGACUGGGUCUCCUUAAGGUAUCGUCACCAUUAA